AUGGUCGGCCACAACACCGAGAGGACGAGGGCAGCACAGCGUAUGACAACCUGCUCCUCUCUUCCCCUCGCCUCCCUUUCCCUUGUCUCCCAGGUCCUCGCCCCCAAGUCUCCGGUCCUCCACCUCAAUGAUCGACCCAGCCUUGCCAACGCCAAGCGCGAGGGCAUGAAGGACUCGGCAAACCUUCCCUCCCCCGAGAGUUCACCAGACGCCACGUGCAGGGGAAGGAGCGCUCCAUCGAGUUGCGUUUUCUUGAUUCCUCACAUCCUCGCCAUCCCGCCCCCCAGCCAGUCGGAGGCCACACCCGGCAGGCCACCCCUUUUUCAGGGACCAGCGAGUCAACUGGACGCAAGAGCGGUGCUUCCCUGCACCGGCCGGUGUCCCAAGUCUGAGCGUCUACAGAUCUUUAUGCCUCAGGGUGGCAUGCACCAAUAGCGGCCGC
This is a messenger RNA of Colletotrichum destructivum, 442 nucleotides long. RefSeq lists its product as uncharacterized. The transcript has a single exon. The coding region runs from base 1 to 435 and encodes 144 amino acids. Lineage: Eukaryota; Fungi; Ascomycota; Sordariomycetes; Glomerellales; Glomerellaceae. The record is from RefSeq and is a predicted model, not a curated record.